ACCGCCUUGUGUCUUUUUUUUCUACACCUCUCAGAAGCCAAGCAGUAGAGCUCCAACAUCUCCAUUAAUGGCGACCAAGGUCUAUAUAGUGUACUACUCCAUGUAUGGACAUGUUGAGAAGUUAGCAGAGGAGAUCAAGAAAGGUGCCUCAUCUGUUGAAGGAGUAGAAGCUAAGCUAUGGCAGGUACCUGAAACACUUCCUGAAGAGGUUCUUGCAAAGAUGAGUGCACCACCUAAGAGUGAUGUACCAAUCAUCACACCAAAUGAACUUGCGGAGGCCGAUGGGUUAAUCUUUGGGUUCCCAACCAGAUAUGGUAUGAUGGCAGCACAGUUCAAAGCGUUUCUUGAUGCAACUGGAAGUCUCUGGAGAAUGCAGCAGCUUGCAGGGAAGCCUGCAGGAAUCUUCUACAGCACUGGAUCUCAAGGUGGCGGACAAGAGACUACCCCUUUAACAGCCAUAACUCAGCUGGUCCACCAUGGAAUGCUCUUCGUGCCCAUUGGAUACACUUUUGGAGCUGGUAUGUUUGAGAUGGAGCAGGUGAAGGGAGGCAGCCCCUAUGGAGCUGGCACGUUGGCUGGGGAUGGUUCAAGAUGCCCAACUGAGCUUGAACUGGAGCAAGCUUUCCACCAGGGAAAGUACUUUGCUGUCAUCGCAAAAAAGCUCAAGGGUUCUGCCUGAUCUGCUCAUACCUCCAUACAAAAUCAUUUCCAAUUUUAUAUAUCUCGGUACAGUCUUUCUUUUGUCGUUUACCAUUGGGUCAAAAUAAUUAUGGGUGUUGUUAAAUUUUUUAGCCAGUGAGCUUUGAUAUAUAUCUUCUGUCGGUACAAUGGCUCUUAGAUAAAGUUGGCUGUUGUGUUAAUGGUAAUAUAAUGUAAUUCCUUUCUGCUAUGAAAAAGUAUCUAUUUGUCGAUCA
This is a messenger RNA of Phoenix dactylifera (date palm), 914 nucleotides long. RefSeq names its product NAD(P)H dehydrogenase (quinone) FQR1. Gene Ontology annotation, cellular component: membrane. The record is from RefSeq and is a predicted model, not a curated record. Gene Ontology annotation, molecular function: FMN binding; NAD(P)H dehydrogenase (quinone) activity. Lineage: Eukaryota; Viridiplantae; Streptophyta; Magnoliopsida; Arecales; Arecaceae.